AUGAGAUUCGGUGAUGACGCGUUGCAGGUCCCGCUGCAAACGCUUGCUUUGAUUGUGGUUGCAUUGGCCAUUACCCGAGCGAAGGCGCUGCAAAUCGGAGUAGUAGAGAGCGAUCCGGAGCUGGGCGCGCGGCUGGCGGCGGCUUUAGACGCGGGGCUACGUGCAGAAGCCGAGAUCGACAGUGAGGAAAUUCAGCAGAAUGUUAAUCUCGCGCCUGUGGAACCAAACGAGCCCCUUGCGUUGUCCACCCACAUUUGCCUACAGGCUAGGGAUGGCGCGCAGGCGGUGGCCAGUGGCGUCAGCGGAAACGAGGGUGUAGCGGCGGCUGUGCGCGCCGGUGUGUUGUUGCUGUUAACGGCACCCUCGCCGCAUCGCAACCUCGACGCACUUGCCACUGCACUCGACCUCUUCCCGCAUCCCGAUGUUCUUGCAACGGCUGUGGCGGAGCUAUGUGUGGCAAAAGGCUGGCGCGACGCUGUGGUGUUGCAUGAGGGAAGUGCCCGAGCAAUACCGCUACUCACGCGACGGGACCUCCUGACACUGCGUGCACGGCAAUUACCGCCGCUGGAAGAUGACGAUGCACUCAGAAAUCUGCUGCUGAUUUUGAAAAAGUGGGGAGCAAAUAAGUUCAUAAUAUGGUGCGAAGCGGAGUGUAGCAAACGUGUGCUAGAUGCAGCACAGCGUGUUGGGCUAUUAUCGGAACGUCACGCAUACCUAUUGCCUGCACUUGACCUGCACACGCUACCUCUCGACGAUUUCAGCCAUGGAGGCGCUAAUAUUACCGCUUUGCGGCUCUUUGAACCGAACUCAACAAAUGUGUUUGAGGCGAUGCGGGUCUGGCAAGAGGAAUACAAGAAGCGACUCGGCGAAGCGGCCAACGUGGAGGAACUUGAGCAGAUUGCGGCAGCCCCGACUACCGCGCUUGUGUUGGCUUACGAUGCAGCUCGCAUCAUUGCAACUGCUCUACGCGAACUUAAGCUGAGCGACGGCGAGCGUGGCGAUUGUGAACACGGCUCUGCCGCAUUUCACGCAGACACGCUACUUAACUAUAUCAGGUCGCGCGGUUGGAAAGGCGCAAGCAGUGAGGCUGGGCUGCGCUGGGCCGCAGGUGGAGCGCGGCGAGAUGUUUCAUUACUAGCCGCGGAACUGAUCCCAGGUGGUGAGCUGCGCACAGCGGCGACGUGGUCAGCGCACGGGGGCCUGACGUGGCGUCCACGACCUCCAGCCCCACCGCCACCGACGGACUCUAUGACUAAUCGAACCUUCGUCGUCCUAAUUGCUGAGAAUAAACCAUAUAUAAUGCGGCAACAAUCAGCAGAUCGGCUGUCGGGUAACGAGCGCUAUGAAGGAUUUUGCAUCGAACUGAUCGAACGGUUGGCUCAGCUCUUGCAAUUCAACUACACCCUGGUGGAGCAGCCUGACGGUAACUAUGGUUCCCGAAACAAGACUAACGGCCAGUGGAAUGGCAUGAUGCAUCGCCUCAUGACUGACCCGGGAAUAGAUUUCGCGAUCACGGACCUAACAAUAACAGCUGAACGCGAGGAGGCAGUAGACUUCACGACGCCGUUCAUGAACCUCGGCAUUGCCAUCAUGUUCCGUCGGCCGAAGGCACCUGAACCGGCAAUGCUCGCCUUUUUACUGCCAUUUUCAAAUGGUGUGUGGUUAUGCGUUGUGCUAGCCUACCUCGGCACGUCCCUGGUGCUGUACGCUGUGGGACGGCUCUGCCCUGACGAGUGGCAGAACCCGUAUCCAUGUGUAGAGGAACCACCCGCACUUGAGAAUCAAUUCACGCUAGGAAACGCGUUAUGGUUCAACAUGGGCGCAGUGUUAAUGCAGGGUUCUGAGGUCGCGCCGGUAGCAUAUGGCACGCGAGCCGUGGCAAGCGCUUGGUGGGUGUUCGCUUUGGUUAUAGUCAAUUCAUAUACGGCCAACUUGGCCACGCUACUCGGCACUAAGACGUCCAAUGAGGUCAUCCAUGAUGUGCGUGAUCUGGCUGAUAACGAGCUUGGCAUUACCUACGGCGCUAAAGCCGGUGGUUCCACCUACACCUUCUUCGAGUAUUCUAAUAACGAGCUGUACCAGAGGAUGUAUCAAAAGAUAAAGGACCAGGACAACCCGAAGACCAACGAAGCUGGAAUUGCUAAAGUGGUAAAAGAGGAUUACGCUUUCUUUGCGGAGUCAACCACAAUCGAGUAUACCAUUGAGCGUAACUGUGAGGUCACCAUGGUCGGCGAGCAGUUAGACAGCAAGGGCUACGGGAUCGCCAUGAAAAAAAAUUCUCCGUAUCGACAUUCGUUGAACCUGGCUCUGCUUAAUCUUCAAGAGUCAGGAGUUCUCCGCGAGAUGAAGUACCGCUGGUGGAAUGAGAAGCACGGCGGUGGCGCUUGCCAGCCCAAUGAUGAAACUCUAAAUGAAGAAUUAUCGAUGCGUAACUUUGUCGGCCUGUUCCUGGUGCUGGUAGUCGGAUGCUUUCUGGGCAUAGUGGUGUCAUGCUGCGACCUCGCAUGGACAGCAUGGCAUCAUCCACGCAACCCCUCCAUGCCCUUCUCAAGGAGCUUCUGGGCUGAGCUGCGUUUUGUGUUUCGGCUUGAUCUCACCGAAAAACCAGUACGCGGACCUCUCACUCCUCCGCGUGAUUCUCCUCGCUUAGCGUCUGCGUCACCUGGCUCAGAUCGCUCGACAUCACCUCACUCGGGAUCAGUGCGCUCUGAAGAAGGACGAGAACGGUUGCGCUCGCCCUCGAACAGACGAAACAGUGCGCGACGCUCAUCAAUGCAUACAGCAAGCAUGCGCCUCGCGCGACACACUACACCGACCCCGCGCUGA
Molecule: messenger RNA, 2826 nt
Organism: Pieris macdunnoughi
Lineage: Eukaryota; Metazoa; Arthropoda; Insecta; Lepidoptera; Pieridae
Source: the annotation of a GenBank genome assembly